ACUUCAAAUGUCUGAAAAAUCAUAGAAUUCACAUCCCUAUCAGGAGCUUUCGUAUCUUAAUGGGAAUAAAUAAUUUUUAAGUUUUGAAAGAGCAUUGCCAAUUACAGAUUUUGUACAUUAAUUAGAAAGCAGAGAUUUUGAAAAAGAAUUUUCAUUUCUGAAACAAAUAACCUAAACUAGAGAACAUGAUCGACUUCUAUUUAGAAGCGCUUAGAUACAACAUUUGAAUAGAUAUGCUGAUAUUCUUCCUUGUAAAUUAGUUAAUUCAUUAAUAAAGAUGCUCAUUCAAUUGUAAAACCUUAAGUGGAUUCUGCUGAUAAUAGUUAUUACAUUAAUGCUAAUUAUAUUAGAGGGGGAAACAAUGAAGAAAGAAAAUAUAUUGCUACUCAGGGUCCUGUAAUUUAAUCAGUUCAAGAUUUUUGGCACAUGAUAUGGACGAAUAAUGUGGGUGUAAUAAUUAUGUUAUGCAAACUGUUUGACAGAUAACGAGUAUGCAGCAAGAUAUUAACUUUAGAUUUAAUGCGAAAAAUAUUGGCCAUCUGAUAAAGCAAUUUAUGGGCCUUAUUAAAUUGAUACUAUUUCAAGAUAAGAAUCAAAUAAGGAUCUAUUGGAAAGUAGUCUAAUUAUGAAAUCUAAAGAGAAGUAGCAUAAAGUAAGUCACUAUUAAUGGUGUGAUUGGCCAGAUUUUGGCAUUGUAAAGGAGGAUUCCUAUUAAGUUCUUGAUUGGCUGGCUGGAAUAGCGAAUGAAGCAGCACAAGAUAACAAAAUACCAGUAAUUCAUUGUAGUGCAGGAGUAGGACGAACAGGAACCUUUUUGGCUAUUUGUCAUAUAAAACAGUUACUCAUAAAAAAUGAUGCUUAAAUUUCAAUCUUUAGUAUAGUGAGGAGACUAAGAGAAUAAAGACCAUUAUUAGUGCAAUCAGUGUAAUAGUAUGAGAUGAUUUAUAAAUAUACAAUUUGGUUGUUGAGGAAUUUGAAAUACAUGUGA
This is a messenger RNA of Paramecium octaurelia, 988 nucleotides long. NCBI's taxonomy places the organism in Eukaryota, Ciliophora, Oligohymenophorea, Peniculida, Parameciidae. The record is from the annotation of a GenBank genome assembly.